UUGUAUAAGAAAAGAAAGUUAGAAAAAAAGUUAUUGCAAUACAAUGGCGGAGAGUUCGACUAGGAAACCUGGACAAAUUGUUAAAACACCAAGAUCUAAUUUUAAAGGAAGUCUUGGACAAAUUAAAUCACACCAGCCGUACAUGGUGCAACAAGCAAUUCGAGACGAAGAAGACGGUGUUGUUGUUAAUGACGAAGUGGAUGAUGAAUACAGUCCUGAUGAUUUUGCUAGUGAUACAUAUGACGGCGACUUUGAAACUGAUUCUGACGAGGGUUUAAACGACUAUUAUAGUUCUGAAGAAGAUAAUGAGGACGAACGAUUUCAACAUAUAGAUGUUGGAAAUGGUAUAAAAGUUAAAACAUCAGAAGAACUAACGGAGCCUUUAGGACAAUAUAAAACAACUGUUUGGAGCAACGAAGAGCGAAAUAAAAACUUUAAACCACCACCACAUAACCAAAGGAAUGUAAAAUUUGUGACAGAUAUUUAUAAAUUCUCUACAACAGCAGCCACCAAAGCUGUGCAAAACAUCACCAAUGCAGACGAAAAGAAACUUGUUAAGGAGAAGCAGUGCUCAUUUGCUCUGGUUGAUAAAUACCAUGGGAAGGUUAAUUUCCAAGUUCCGGUGGAUGAAAACAUUGUCUCUAUUAAGGACAAGGACAUAAAUACUUACUGGGCAUGGGUAGAAAUUGGGAAUACUUGGAGGGCCAUACCCGCAUCUUUGAUGAAUGGAUAUGUCGAAUUUACCUGCAAUCGAAUGAAGAGUUUUGGAAUAAUUUAUGGCCCAAAGAUAAUGGAAAAUGUUGUACAGCCAUCUGGGACAACUAUUUCUACUGGUAAAGAUGGUCGACUAAUACUACAGUUUGACAAAGGGAGUGUGGAUAAAGAACAAAGUUUAAAAUAUUCGAUACAAAGACCUGACCAGGAAUAUGUUCAACGCUCAGUAAAUGCCAAAAAUUUGGUUGCAUCUGUCAGCGACAAAAUCAGAUUGAAUUAUGAAAAAUCACAAUUUAAAAAGCCAAUGCAUUUAAGUGGAACACUCAGGUAUGAUGACGACCAAGGUUCUGAUUUUGAGGAGUUUGACAUUAAGGUCGUUGGCUACCAAGAUGACAAACCUAUUAUCCUAGAAACAGUAGCAGAAAGGGUGACAGCAGGACGAUUUACCGGAAAAGUGGAAGGUUAUGAUGGGGCAGCAUUUGUUGCAAUAAAACGUGGGAAGACGGAAAAUGAAAAUUUUGCAGAAACAUUAAAAAACGAACUGGAUUUGAUUUACGGAAAUCGAAAGUUGUGCAAAGUUUUAUUAUUUUAUUACGAAAAAAAUAAUACAACUUUGUAUUUUAAAGCUGAGUGUUGUUUGGAACGAAAUUCUGAUGACAUAAUUGCUCAACACAAGGACCACAAACUUAUUUUUGAAUCUGGUGAUAUUUUACUUCCUCCACAUCAAAGGAUUCGAAUUCGGCCAACUGGUUGUUUAGGACUCAAACCUGGAAUAAAAAAUCAUCCAUUUCUUUUCUUCAUGUAUGUUACGAAAGAAAAUAACACGUUGUUUCCUGUAGAAUUAAAUAGAGGAAUGGGCAAAUCAACGAAUGCUAUUAUAGAAUUUACAGCGGAUAACCAAAGAAGAGGAGAAAUUUCAAAGGCGGACUUCAGUUUAGAUUUUUUGUCAAGUGGGAAUCAAAGACAGAGUUUAAGUCGAGCAAACUCUAUACAUUAA
Messenger RNA from Mytilus trossulus (common blue mussel), 1711 nucleotides. RefSeq lists its product as uncharacterized. Bases 44 to 1711 code for a protein of 555 amino acids. Lineage: Eukaryota; Metazoa; Mollusca; Bivalvia; Mytilida; Mytilidae. The transcript has 5 exons. The record is from RefSeq and is a predicted model, not a curated record.